AUAUUAUCGCAGUGUCAUCCGAACGCGUCGGCCGUGCGCACACAUAAUAUUUUAUUCUCUCCUCCGUCGUUAAAACACUUGAGCGAAAAAUAAAAAAAACCUUAAACGCCGCCGCCGCCGUCUUCGCCGUCGUCGUCGAGAGCAGUAAAUUGAUCACACGCCGCGCCACGCCGGCCGAACUUUGACUUGCUCCGCACUCGCACCGCGUCUCUCGUCCGACGAUCAGUCCCGCGACGACACGCCGCACCGGCGUCCGUUAUUCUUUCGACGGCCGCGGUUUUUAUCACGCCAUAUAAUCGUAUAUUGUUAUUGGACAUUGUUACAGUAAUCGUUAUUGUUGUUAGGUACUAUUACUGUUAUUGUCGUAGUUAAUAAUUGUGCGUAACAAUAUAAUAUUCCGUAUCGUCAAUAAUAAUAUACGAUAAUACAAUAUAUUGUCGAGUUUUUCGACGAGCCGUCUCCGAACGAUUCUCGACGCACGUUUUACAUGGUGUCUUGUGAAAGCCCGAUGGCUCACGUAUUGGGGACCAACAACCUCGACUCUUCGGAGCCGUACAAGUCCGAGCACGUCGAAGAAAUGGACAUGAAGGGACAUGAGAUGGACAUGAAGGUUAAAUUAAGUGAAUAUUGGGUGCAUUUCGCGUUGAACGCGAUCGUUGAACGGUACAACAUCAACCAAGUGCCCAGAGACGAACAAGAAUUACGUGCGCUGUUAGUUGGCUCUUACCACCGUCUAAAGUACGCCAUCAGCCAGCAGCAGCAGAAAGACCCGUCCGCGACCUCUCCCACGGACGCGCUGCUCAUGCAGAUCAUGCAUCAAGUGUUCGACGUACACCCCGACUGGCUAGAUCAGCGCAACAACAAUCAACCGCCAGUGCAAGCGCCGGCCCCCGUGGACGACGAGACGUCGUCCGUGGCGUCGUCCGCGUCGUCUUCCAACCCGCCGUCCUCGUCGCGCCCGCGCCAGACGCGGCCGUUCAAGUGCACAGUUUGCGGCAAAGAGUUCGGCUACAAACACGUACUGCAGAACCACGAGCGCACGCACACCGGCGAGAAGCCGUUCGUGUGUUCGGUGUGUAACAAGUGUUUCACCCGUGACCAUCAUCUCAAGACCCACGUCAGACUGCACACCGGCGAAAAGCCGUUUUGGUGUCCGCACUGCAAUAGGUUUUUCGUGCAGGUGGCCAACUUGCGUAGACACCUCAAGACCCACACCGGCGAGACGACCUACCCGUGCGAGUACUGUGUCGCGUUCUUCGAGACGGCCGCCGAGUUGAAGGACCACAAGCGGCAGCACAAGGAGAACAACAAACCCCGCGGGGUCGUAAAAAAACGCUGCCGCGCCACCGUUUACCUGACCGAACCGUCUACUUCGGCGCCGUCGUGGUCACCGGCCACACACGGUUCCCCGCCACCGUCUCCGUCGCCACUGCCGUCCGUGCCGAGUUACUGGUCUUCGCCGCCACCUCAACCUCAAGCGGUGAACGUGCCGCAGAAACAAACGCCAGCGGUCUCGCCGCCCACGGGCCCGUCUGUUGAGCCGUAUCAUUAUCUACAGUUCAUCGCGAGGUUUAAAUCGCCCGAACGAAAUGAACCUUCUUUGGUCAAGUUCCAGUCACCCGAACAGACUGAACCCGAAGACCUUUCCGUUAGAUCCGACAUGAUCGUCGACGUUGCCAUGGAUCUCACAUGUAAAUAGCUUUUAUUACUAUAUAAAUAUCAGUAAAUUAAUGAAAAAACAAUCAUAAAAAAUGUAUAACAACUACAUAUUAUAUUAUAAUACAUAGAUUCCAUAUGUCCGUUAGCCAAAAUUGACGACUUUAAAAUUUAAAUUUAAAUAAAAUUUUACAAUUAUUAUACAUUUUUUUUUUUUGUGGAUAUGUAGUCACGUCGUAGUCUUAAGCUCAAUUUUUUCUCAUUGAUAUCAAAAAUUUUUUUUAAAUAACAAUAAAUUGUUUUUUUUUUUGACGUUAAUCAAAAUUAUUGUGCAAUACAUAUAUAAUAACAUGUACAGUUACUUUAAGUUUUAACCGAUGAUUUAUAUAAUAGGUACAUAUUAUAUAACAUUUUUUAUUACAAAUUUGAAUAGGUGCCACAGAGUUGUUCCCUAAUCUUAAUUAUUAUGAAUAGGCAAACAAUUUGAGUUGGUGCUAGUUGUAUUAUUUAUGAUAAUUAAGGAAAAGAAGGGCUGCCAAGUUCAAAUAUGAAAUUUGUAUGUACAUAAAAGUUGUCUGCUACCCGUAAAUAAAAAAAAAAAAUAAAAAAAAAAUAAAUAUAAUCAAUACAUUAUAUAUACUAUUACUCAAUAUUUUUGUUUUAACUUUCAUGACAUUCCCAUUUCGUUAUUCGUAUGUAAAGUACAAGUGCGUAUGUGAUAUUAUAUUUGUUUUUAUAUUUAUUAUUUUUUUGUAAAUUUUUUUUACUCCUGUAACAAUAUUAUAAAAUAUUAUCAUAAUGUAUUAAUAUAAUAUAUAUAUAUAAUAUUAUUUAUUCGUUUACCUAUCAUAAUAUUAACAUGUUGUACAAAUUAUUGUAAAAUUAAGACUGAAUUUUGUGAAGGAUAACAUUGGAAACAAAUGUUGGCGCUCAUUAAGUAAUUAUUUUAUUAUUUAUUAAUAUAGCCAGUUGGUAUUUGUUUUGUUUCCCAUUCUCUCUUUUAACUGUUGUAAGAUAUUUCAACACAUUUUUUUUUCUUUAUAACAUACGACUAUUAGAAAAAUGAAUUUUUGAAAUGGGAGGUUUAUUUACUCAUUAUUAUUAAUUAUACUAUAUUACUGUCAAUAAUAUUGGAUUGUCAUUAAUCAUUGUGCCAUUUAUAAACUUAUUAUUUAGGUAUAUUAUUUUGUUAAAGCAUUUUGAGUUAUGGUCUGAAUAAAUGUGCUCAAGUCUUUAAAAAAAA
Molecule: messenger RNA, 2899 nt
Organism: Acyrthosiphon pisum (pea aphid)
Lineage: Eukaryota; Metazoa; Arthropoda; Insecta; Hemiptera; Aphididae
Product: protein krueppel
Exons: 2
Coding region: 488-1699 (403 amino acids)
Biological process (GO): regulation of gene expression
Cellular component (GO): nucleus
Source: RefSeq, a predicted model, not a curated record